This is a messenger RNA of Pocillopora verrucosa, 1494 nucleotides long. The record is from RefSeq and is a predicted model, not a curated record. NCBI's taxonomy places the organism in Eukaryota, Metazoa, Cnidaria, Anthozoa, Scleractinia, Pocilloporidae.
AUGGAAAUUGGUGACAAGGGAGGAGAAGCAACAAACUACGGAAACCUAGGAAGUGUUUUACAUUCACUCGCUGAAUAUCUGAAGGCUAAAGAAUUUCACGAGAAAGCACUUGCCAUCAACAUGGAAAUUGGUGACAAGGGAGGAGAAGCAAGAAACUACGGAAACCUAGGAAGUGUGUUACAUUCACUCGGUGAACAUCAGAAGGCUAAAGAAUUUCAUGAGAAAGCACUUGCCAUCAACACGGAAAUUGGUUGCAAAAGAGGAGAAGCAAGAAAUUACGGAAACCUAGGAAAUGUGUUUGAAUCAUCCGGUGAACAUCAGAAGGCGAAAGAAUUCCACGAUAAGGCACUCGCCAUCAACGUGGAAAUUGGUCACAAGGAAGGAGAAGCAAGAAAUUACGGAAACCUAGGAACCGUGGUUGCAUCAUUCGGUGAACAUGGGAAGGCGAAAGAAUUCCACGAGAAAGCACUCGCCAUCUACAUGAAAAUUGGUGACAAAAUUGGAGAAGCAGGAAGCUACGGAAGCCUAGGAAAUGUGUUACUUUCACUUGCUGAACAUCAGAAGGCUAAAGAACAUCUCGAGAAAUCACUUUCCAUCAACAUGGAAAUUGGUGACAAGAAAGGAGAAGCAACAACUUACGGAAACCUAGGAACUGUGUUCAUUUCACUCUGUGAAUAUCAGAAGGCUAGAAAGUAUUAUGCGAAAGCACUUGCCAUAAACAUGGAGAUUGGAAACAAGAAAGGAGAAGCAAAAUGCUACGGAAAUCUAGGGACUGUGUUCUGUUUACUUGGUGAAUAUCAGAAGGCCAAAGAAUACUGUGCGAAAGCACUUGCCAUCAACAUGGAAAUUGGAAACAAGAGAGGAGAGGAAUCAAACUACAGAGACCUAGGAAAUGUGUUCAAUUCACUCGGUGAAUAUCAGAAGGCUAAAGAAUAUCUCGAGAAAGCACUUGUAAUCGCAACCGAAAUUGGUGACAAGAUAGGAGAAGCAAGAAGCUACGAAAACCUAGGAGGUGCGUUAACAGUACUCGGUGAAUAUCAGAAGGCUAAAGACUAUCACGACAAGGCACUUGCCAUUAGCAUAGAAACUGGCGAUAAAUCGGGACAAGCACAUUGUUACUUGGAAAUUGGACUGGCAUUUCUAGGGCUCAAAAAAUAUCGGGACGCUAAGGAAUGUGGCGAGAAAGCACUUUCUAUUGCCACAGAAAUUGGUGACCGACAAAGUCAAGCACAAGCUUUCGGUAUCCUCGGCAGUGUGUCUGAAUGGCUUCAUGAUUAUCAGAAGGCCAAAGAAUCUUACGAGAAACAACUUUCUAUCAGCAGUAAAAUUGGCCACAGAAAAACAGUAGCAAAAGGUUAUCUACUCCUAGGAAAAGUGUCUUUAAUCAUUGGCACAUAUGACAGAGCUGACGAAUACCUUGAGAAAGCCCGCGUGAUAAGCUGCGAUGUCGGAUACAUACUGAAUGAGUUUAACACCCUGUUCUCAAGGAAAUGA